AUGGAGAAGAGUACGAGCCAACAACAGUUUCCAGGUUUCAGCGCAGUAUACAGCGAUACUUAAGUAAGAAGAAAUAUCCAUUUAACAUACUCAAGGACAAUGAGUUCGAAAAAUCAAGAAAAGUCCUUGCAGCGAAGAAAAAGUCACUUGUUCACGAGCACGGCAAAGGAAACAAACCGCAAGCUGCGCAGGCUAUCGACGAAGACGAAGAGGAUGCCCUUUUUGAAGCAAGAGAAUUCGGCGACUCCAAUCCAGUUGCGCUUCAAAGAACUGUGUGGUGGUUUUUAUCCCUACACUUCGGUUUCCGAGCAAGAGACGAAAGUCGUAAGUUACGCUGGGGUGACGUUCAGCUUCAACAGCAGAAUGAUGGCCAAGAAGUCUUGGUUUGGUUGGCCGAGCGAGGCACAAAGACCCGACAUGGUCAGGAGAGAGGACACCAAAGAGCGUUCGAACCAAAGAUUUAUGCCACCAAUACAGCGAGAUGUCCUGUCAGUUUUUACAAAAAAUUUCGCAGUCACCGGCAAGUGGAAAUGAACGUGCCAGAAUCAUCAUUUUACUUA
Molecule: messenger RNA, 560 nt
Organism: Porites lobata
Lineage: Eukaryota; Metazoa; Cnidaria; Anthozoa; Scleractinia; Poritidae
Source: the annotation of a GenBank genome assembly